Molecule: messenger RNA, 1956 nt
Organism: Homo sapiens (human)
Lineage: Eukaryota; Metazoa; Chordata; Mammalia; Primates; Hominidae
Gene: SMPDL3B
Product: sphingomyelin phosphodiesterase acid like 3B
Exons: 9
Coding region: 185-1642 (485 amino acids)
Biological process (GO): lipid catabolic process; sphingomyelin catabolic process; negative regulation of toll-like receptor signaling pathway
Cellular component (GO): plasma membrane; extracellular region
Molecular function (GO): zinc ion binding; phosphoric diester hydrolase activity; hydrolase activity
Source: RefSeq, a predicted model, not a curated record
AUACCCUGCUGGGCAAAGGAGGAAGAGCCAGAGGAUCCAGACGCCUUGGAGGACUUGGAACACCUGUAACAGGACAAGGAGUUCUGCUCAGGCACGUGGCCACAGAAAACUACUUAGGAAGCCUGUGGUGAGAACAACAACAGUGCCUGAGAAUCCCACGGCUCUGGGGAAGUGAGCCCCGAGGAUGAGGCUGCUCGCCUGGCUGAUUUUCCUGGCUAACUGGGGAGGUGCCAGGGCUGAACCAGAGGAAGCGCAAGGACCAUGUGCCCAAGAGAAAGGCAAAGGGCCUCCCCCAACAUCCAUCCUGGCCAGCCUGGCUCCGGGCUUGGAAGCAGGGAAGUUCUGGCACAUCGCUGACCUGCACCUUGACCCUGACUACAAGGUAUCCAAAGACCCCUUCCAGGUGUGCCCAUCAGCUGGAUCCCAGCCAGUGCCCGACGCAGGCCCCUGGGGUGACUACCUCUGUGAUUCUCCCUGGGCCCUCAUCAACUCCUCCAUCUAUGCCAUGAAGGAGAUUGAGCCAGAGCCAGACUUCAUUCUCUGGACUGGUGAUGACACGCCUCAUGUGCCCGAUGAGAAACUGGGAGAGGCAGCUGUACUGGAAAUUGUGGAACGCCUGACCAAGCUCAUCAGAGAGGUCUUUCCAGAUACUAAAGUCUAUGCUGCUUUGGGAAAUCAUGAUUUUCACCCCAAAAACCAGUUCCCAGCUGGAAGUAACAACAUCUACAAUCAGAUAGCAGAACUAUGGAAACCCUGGCUUAGUAAUGAGUCCAUCGCUCUCUUCAAAAAAGGUGCCUUCUACUGUGAGAAGCUGCCGGGUCCCAGCGGGGCUGGGCGAAUUGUGGUCCUCAACACCAAUCUGUACUAUACCAGCAAUGCGCUGACAGCAGACAUGGCGGACCCUGGCCAGCAGUUCCAGUGGCUGGAAGAUGUGCUGACCGAUGCAUCCAAAGCUGGGGACAUGGUGUACAUUGUCGGCCACGUGCCCCCGGGGUUCUUUGAGAAGACGCAAAACAAGGCAUGGUUCCGGGAGGGCUUCAAUGAAAAAUACCUGAAGGUGGUCCGGAAGCAUCAUCGCGUCAUAGCAGGGCAGUUCUUCGGGCACCACCACACCGACAGCUUUCGGAUGCUCUAUGAUGAUGCAGGUGUCCCCAUAAGCGCCAUGUUCAUCACACCUGGAGUCACCCCAUGGAAAACCACAUUACCUGGAGUGGUCAAUGGGGCCAACAAUCCAGCCAUCCGGGUGUUCGAAUAUGACCGAGCCACACUGAGCCUGAAGGACAUGGUGACCUACUUCAUGAACCUGAGCCAGGCGAAUGCUCAGGGGACGCCGCGCUGGGAGCUCGAGUACCAGCUGACCGAGGCCUAUGGGGUGCCGGACGCCAGCGCCCACUCCAUGCACACAGUGCUGGACCGCAUCGCUGGCGACCAGAGCACACUGCAGCGCUACUACGUCUAUAACUCAGUCAGCUACUCUGCUGGGGUCUGCGACGAGGCCUGCAGCAUGCAGCACGUGUGUGCCAUGCGCCAGGUGGACAUUGACGCUUACACCACCUGUCUGUAUGCCUCUGGCACCACGCCCGUGCCCCAGCUCCCGCUGCUGCUGAUGGCCCUGCUGGGCCUGUGCACGCUCGUGCUGUGACCUGCCAGGCUCACCUUCUUCCUGGUAACGGGUAACGGGGGCAGCGCCCAGGAUCACCCAGAGCUGGGCCUUCCACCAUUUCCUCCGCGCCUGAGGAGUGAACUGAAAUAGGACAACCGAAUCAGGAAGCGAAGCCCCAGGAGCUGCAGCCAUCCGUGAUCGCGCCACUGCACUCCAGCCUGGGUGACAAAGCCAGACUCUCUCCAAAAACAAACCAGAAACAGAAAAGAAAUGACGACCCAAGACCCCCCUACAAGCAUACUUCUUUUGCGUAUUAUGUUUAACUCACAAAACAAAGCUCAUCAUGCGUUUGA